ACUUUUGUUACGUCAAUGUCAAUUUUAUGAAUAAAUUACGAUUUUUAUUUUUGUAAAUGAUUUGAUUUGAAAAAUAUUGUUUUCUAUUCAGAUAAUAUCUAGAAUUAUAUCUAGAAAGAUGCUGAAAUUUAGCGGUCCUAUAAUUUGGAGGUUAGGUGGUCGAACUAUUGCAAGGACAUACUCGAGUUCUGGAGCUACUGUAUUUAAAGGUAGUCAAAUUGAUACAUCUGGCAGUGGACCUGAGAAGAAUUUCAAGCCCAUUGUUGAUGAGGAUAAAGACAAUUCAGGUCUGGUAGCAGCUGCAUUUGCAUCUCUCAGUAACCCUGACUCCGACAUAAAGAAACCAAGCCCUAAGUCAGUAAAGUACAGUAAGUUGCAGCAACUUGAUGCUCAAAUCUUGAAGGCUACAGAUGUCGAUAGUCUAUUGAUUGCCGCUGAAAAUUCUGUUGUGUCUCGACGACAUGCUUUGAAGAUGGUGUCAGUUCUAUCAGAAUGGUCAAGUAAUAACAAAGUGAAAUUGGCUGACUUCGAGAAGGACCCUCGGUUCCUAAAGUUAUGUCGCAUCCUAGCCAGAACUCCAACUACGGCUCAGGCCAUGACAUCGCUGACUAUGGCUGAGGACCUGAGCACAGUUUUGGGUAUAACCGGUGAUGAUGAAGCAGCCAGGUUGAUAUCCAAUUUGACGCUACCUCAAAUGGUUAAGGUGAUGAAGGCAUUGCAUUCGAAAAGUCGACGGAGCACACCUCUACUUCGCGCCCUUUCGCACAAUAUAAAUAAAACCAGUGAAAUCAUAGACCUAAAAAAGUCUGCCGACCUCCUUUUCUCUAUGGUUUCAUUGAAUUUUCCAGAUCCUCUAUUGUUGGAUAGAAUAUGCAAUGACGUUAUUGAGUGUCUUCCGUCCAACAAGGAGAAGCCAGCAGUCGUAAAUUCCAUCAUAGUCUCCCUCGGUCUGCUCAAGUACCGCCACGAGGCCACGCUGACUGCCAUAUCGGACUGGAUCCAGAAGAACAGCUCCGUUUGCAGACCGGGAGAUGUGGCGUCCGCUGUUAUUACAUUUGCAACAGUUGAUUUCGUGCCCCCACAGAGCGAACAACUUUUUGAGUCAGCAUUAUCACUCAAAGAAGAAGAAAUGGCGAAGGCAUCGGUGUGGCUGGAUUUAACAUUUUCAUUGCUGACGUUAAACAAAGCCGACAAGCAGCACUUAGUAUCGACGCUACGUCCAGAAUUCAUAGACAAAUUAUUAUCUACUGGAGAGAUUCCAAUACCUGCGCGUCGCAAACUGAUGGUGAUCGAUGCAUACGUGGGCCUCACGUACCCUGACUCGCCUCGGUUGCCUGAAGAUAUAUCAGUGGGUGUUCCCCUGGUCUACACCAAGGAGAAGACGUCGUACGUCCAGAGUAUUAUGGACACGUUCAAGAGCCUGGUGUCUGCUGAGACCUUCUUGAGGAAGGAAUGUAAUUCGGGCAUGGGAUUUUUAUAUGAUGCGGAAUUCGCUGUGGAUGCUAAAUGUCAUCCGGUACCUUUGCAGAAAGCUGCUAGUCAAAAAAGCGUGUUCAGGAUAGCGGUGCUGGGCCUGGACUACCACGACAUGACGCGGAAGGCGGUGCAUCCGAUAGGCAUCAACCAGCUUUAUACGAGGCUGUUGGAACUUAAGGGCUUCAAAGUAUUACAGUUACCGUACACGGAGUACAACCCUAAAGACAAGCUCGUCGCUCGUGUACAGUACAUAGAAAAGAAAUUAAAAGAAAUUAUCAGCAGUGCGCCCGCUUCGUAGGUGACAUUAGUUAGAUUUCUAUUAUAGUCUGUGUCAUUGUACAGCGGGUGUACCAUGAAAUGAAGUUCCGAAAUUUCGUACUCAAUUUCGUGUUUUUGUUUAUACCAAAAUCGGACCAAUAAAUGGAGUUUAACAUUUCGUUAAUCAUAAAAGUGCAAAGGAACAAUAUUUUACACAUUUUUAAUAUUUCCAAACGGCAUGUAUUAUGUAAUUUUAACAUCAAAUUUCUGUUUCGUUUGGCACCGAAAUUUCGGAGAACAUUUCAUGGCUGAGCAUAAUUUCGUGACAUCAUAGGGAAUAAAUCAAUUAGCUGAUUGACUUUUUUCUGCAGUGAGAUUAUAAAUACAACUUAUGUGUAAGUAUGUAUAGUACAAAGGUCUACACAUCCAGUGAACAUCGAGGGCAAUAAUUAACAAAUUACAAGGUUGUAUAAGAAUCAAAUGUUUCAUUUGACUGUAUUGUUGUAAUCACAUAUAUUAGUUAAGUAAUUUAACAUGAGAAUUUAAUUUAUUUAUUAUUAGAUCAAAAUUAAUUAUACUUCACAGUUGUAAUAACCUAAUGGGGUAGUCAGAGGUGUUUUUUUGACCGUCGUAGUAAUAUUCGAUAUGCUAACUUUUCAGCGAGCACAUUUAAAAGUCGAUGUGACAGGAAUUUUGCUGAAAAUACCUGUUUUUUUUAUGCAACUUAGAAUGGCAAACAAGCUGACGACCCGCCUGAUGGAAAGUGGUAACCGUCGUCUAUAGACAUGAGCUGUACCGUGGAUAUAACAGAGUGUACCCUUUCGCCCAUGAUACCCCCCAUGCGUUGCCAUUCCUGAGGACUCAGGUGUUAUUCCUCUGUACCCUGUAAAUUUACUGCCAUAUCUCGCCCUUCAAACCGAAACACAGCCAUGCAAACACAACUGCUUCACGGUAGAAACAUGAAUGCGACAGAGGUGCCCAAACGAACGACUUUUGUACAAAGUCUCCCUCUGGUAUUGUGAAAAUGAAACAAACAAAUCAAGAAAUUGUUACAAAAAUCCUGUGUAACAUAAGUACGCACUAGUUUUAAUUAUUACCAACUGUUACAAUGUUAUUAUAACAUGAUGUAAUGUUCUUAUCUCUAUGUAACGUCAUAUAUGUAAUACGAGUAUGUACAUAAUGUAAAAUAAUAUUGAACUUUAUAUAUGUAAACACGUGUUUGUUUUAUUCAAGUCUUUAAUUGAUAUAUCGUCAUAGUCGUAGAAUACUGACGGAUCUUUAUAUGUAAUCUUCGUUAGAUCCGUCAGUAUUCUACGACUAUGACGACAUGUAGGUGACAUUUAGGGCCCAUGUAGAUGGACAUUUGAAUUGGACGAACGUAUAAAGGAAAUUUGAUAGCAUGAUGGAAACGUCGUCAUCAAUAAUUAGUAGUACCGCAUUCGAGUAUUCUGACACUUCCCUUUGGUUGACUGGGAGAGAAUGCUUUUAGCAUAAAGGCCGCCAUGUACACAUAUUUGUACUAAUCUAUCUAUGCUUAUAAUAAAUCUGUAGCGAGGUCAAUUCUGUACAUGAAAUAUAUUUCCAAAAUAACUAUCAGGGGGUGAUUAGUGAUCGAUACUGAUGCCAAAAAUGCAAUCAGUAAAAUUUUUGUCUGUCUGCCUCUGUCUGUAUGUUCGUUAUAGAAACAAAAACUACUCGAUGGAUUUUAAUGAAACUUGGUACAAUUAUUCUUCAUACUCCUGGGCAGGUUAUAGUAUACUUUUCAUCACACUACGAUUAAGGGAAAUUUUAAAAAUGUCCACCCGUGCGACGCCGGGACGGGCCGCUAGUGAAUAAAUAAAUAAAUAUUAGUCAUUAUCUGUCCACUGCUAAACCUAAGCUUCUCCCGCGAGUUCCAAAGCUCAACAUAAGGGGAGGAAGUUUGUCAGUAGAAUGGGCCACCCUUUUCCGCGGGUGUCGUAAGAGGCGAGACUAAGGGAGGGCGAGGGAUGGGCAAUAGUGUCCCUCCUAAAACAUCUCCAAAGCCUAACAAAACCCAAAAGCCUGGCAAAACUCACCAAGGGGGAGGCUUAUGGUUAACAGUGGACAGUUAAAGGCUUAUGAUGAUGAUGAAAUGUACAAAUUAACUAGUAGAUUAACUGUUUUAAUAUAUAUAUAUAUAUAUAUAUAUAUAUAUAUAUAUAUAUAUAUAUAUAUAUAUAUAUAUAUAUAUAUAUAUAUAUAUAUAUAUAUAUAUUUACAUAAACAUCAAUUUUAUUUUGAAAUAAAACUGGUAUUUUUAUUAUUUACAAAGGGUAAUUAUGUGAUUGAGCCCCCGUUAUCUAUAUUUCCAUCUUUUAAACACAAAAAAAAAAAACAAAUGUGGAAAUGAGGAAGUAAGCUUGUUUCUUAUUGUACCUCUUGGUGAUUUAACGCCUGAACAAAUCGUCAUGAAACUUGAUAUAUAAGUACUGUUUGGGAUGGAGAAGGCUACUAUUUAUACCAGUCAUGUAGACAAAGACGCGGGUAAGAGUUAGUAUUCAAAAUUAAUUUGUAUACGAAACUUGAUACUAGGCAUGCAGGACGCGUACUACGCGUACGAAUAUGAAAUUGUUGAAAAUGUCACAUAAAAUGUACACAAAUGUAUUUAUAGCCUUUCUAUUGAUUUGUAUUAAUUUUAUUAGAAAUGUACAUAUAUAGGUCAGUGUGUAGCAUAGUAUUACUUCAAUAGUAAUUAAACUAAUAAAUUAUUUAUGCCAUACCCGAAAAUUCGCUGUUUGAGGAGAUUCGAAACGAAUUGAUUCGCAGUAGAAUUAGAGUAAAUGUUUGCCCACAAAGGUUUUUUGCUGUUUGUACUGGUUAGUACAAAUUAACGGUUUUUAAAAUUAGUUUAAUUGAGUAAAAUUAAAUUACAUCAAAUUAAAUUACAUCGAGUUACAUUAAAUUAAAUAAAUUACAUUGAAUUAAAUAAAUUACAUUGAAUUAAAUUAAAUUACACUGAAUUAAAUUAAAUCGUAUUGAAUUACACUGAAUUAAAUUAAAUUACACUGAAUUAAAUUAAAUUGUAUUAAAUUACAUUGAAUUAAAUUAAAUUGAAUUAAACUAAAUUGUAUUAAAUUACAUUGAAUUAAUAUUAAAUUGUAUUUAUUACAUGAGGAACCUUUAUGAUGCCCAUGUAUGUACGGGAGAUAUUUGUAUAAUAGCGGGCGUUAUUGGGAUAUAGCUGAUGUGACAAUUUAUUGAACUUUAUGUUAACUUUGAUUAUUGAAAUUUAUAUUGUACUUGACACCAUUAUAUCGAGUAAUCGACUUGAUGCAAUAAGUUUACUUACUAACUAAUCAACCAAAUACAGAAAUACUUACUGUAAUGUUUUGUAGACAAUGUGAAUAAUGGUAUGUGUAUUUACAAAAAGUUAUAGUUGUUAAUAUUGUUUGAAUAAAUGAAAUACACUACA
Molecule: messenger RNA, 5167 nt
Organism: Galleria mellonella (greater wax moth)
Lineage: Eukaryota; Metazoa; Arthropoda; Insecta; Lepidoptera; Pyralidae
Product: FAST kinase domain-containing protein 4
Exons: 11
Coding region: 119-1774 (551 amino acids)
Biological process (GO): regulation of mitochondrial mRNA stability
Molecular function (GO): protein binding
Source: RefSeq, a predicted model, not a curated record